This is a messenger RNA of Sclerotinia borealis F-4128, 1677 nucleotides long. The record is from the annotation of a GenBank genome assembly. NCBI's taxonomy places the organism in Eukaryota, Fungi, Ascomycota, Leotiomycetes, Helotiales, Sclerotiniaceae.
AUGUCACGACUUCUGCCAUCAAGAUCUCUCUUUCCUUCCCGUCGCUUCUUCUCACAAACGACUUGUCGAACAGCAUUUGCAGCUGGCCCUUCGCCACCACGUCUGCCAUUAAAGGAACAGGAAGAAUUCGAACGUCUACAGCGAUCCUCUACUGGUGCUUUUAGUACCCCAAAGCCCGAAGUCGUCAUCAAUACCUUAAAGUCUUCAUCGCGAGCAAAACCUCAAAUAAAUCAAUCACCCGCCACCACUGCUGCCGAAAAGGAGGAUAUAGAGUUAGCUGCGGUUAAUGCUAGGGUAUCUGCUACAGGAAAGGGAGAGGAAUUACAUCCGGAUAUUCGAAGAGGUGCAAAGCCAGAGUUUGAAGGCGAUAUCAAUCCGAAUACGGGAGAGGUUGGUGGACCAAAGAAUGAACCUCUAAGGUGGGGGAGUUCCGGUGAGAAGGGGGAUUGGAGUUAUAAUGGAAGGAAAGACAAUUCGAGUUUGGGAAACCAUUCAAGAGUUUAUCUCGAACAAGUGUCAGGAAUGGCUGCUAGACACAAGACCGAAGCUGAACAGCUCGCUGGCAUGUUAGCUAUACAUGAUGAAUUUACUCGGCAAUGGAAAGAAUCAAAAGUCUACGCCAGUCAAGAAGGUUGGAUCAAAAGCACAAUCUUUCCACUGAAGUUGGUGGUGGAUUCUGCAAUAUUUAUGGGUAUCGGGUCGAUUGCAGGUGACCCGGAGAGUUCUUGGAAAUAUGACCAUGAGUACUCUGUCUACAGGGUGGGGCGGCCAACAGACAAUCUUAUACGAAUGACUCAGGUCGUUGCUUUUGAGUGUUGGAUUGAUAUCUUAAGACAGAAAUUUGAUAUUCCAGCUAGUAAAGUUUACUUCCAGGAACCGGAAUUCAUCGAUAUUGAAAAGAAGUUCAUUACUUCCCUUGGUCAUACAGUAAUAGAACAUCCUCAAGCAUAUAAAAUACUCACACGGAGAACAUUUCUUUGUUCUUCUUAUUUAUUUAAAAAUAUUGUGGCGGAUUGCUUUAAGGCUGCUAUGCCGGAUUUGGCUGUUUUGUCACCGCUAUGGGUCGAUAGCUGGAUUACAUCUUAUGGUGACCUUAUCGUGGGGGUGGGGGUUGAGAUACCUCCCGAUAGAGUCAACGAUCAUGCCAGGAUGAAGCGGACUAUUCGCCGGUACGUCAAGUCACAUCUUCACAAAAAACAAGGCCCGUUUAUUAAGAAUGAAGAUCGCCUAUGGACUAAAGAGUUCUGGACUGUAGAACGACCGAUGGAUGAUUGGUUACAAAACUCGGAGUGGUACUGGUCGCCAGAUGAUAUAAGUGUGAUAGGGGAUAUUGGUCAACCAAUUCAUGUAGACGAGUGGGUCUUCAUGCCUGGACCAUACGGUAUGAAGGAUACCUUCGGAGGAGGGGAUAAGUAUGUAGAGUCUCGAUUAAAAGAAAUCCAGAAACAGUGGGAGGACCCGCCAGACGUUAUAACCAGUGGAUCCUCCGAGUCUGAAUAUGAAGAAAAGGAAAAGGGAAACGAAGAUGAGGAACAAAAACCGGAAGAACUGUCGACAUCUUCAAAAUUCAUCGUCAGUCCACCUUCUCUUCAAGGCAGAUCUUGUAAUACGAGAAGGCGAAUACAACAUCCACGCAAGUUGCGAGCAUAUCGCAUUGAUAGCCUGGGAAGCUUCUGA